GAGAGUCAGCUUCACGCUCACAGCUGGAUGGAUAGCAGCGUCUCCGCCACAGCAGGAGAAGGAUGUGAAAUUUCGACAUUUUUCAACUUUUGUCAGUGAAAGAAAAGCAGCGACUGGACACGUUCAGACGGUGAAAAUAACGGCAGGACGCUAAACGCAGCGCGCGGCGGCCGUUAGAAAACAAACCGCUGCGUUUUUAAUGAGUUGAUUUUAAGAUCUGCGUUCACCGCCAGUCCAUAGAGCUACUGACCAUCAGUCCAGUGAGCCUCACAGACACAGACAGUCAUGAUGGAGUCUAUCUUAGACAGUUUAACAGCAGAGAAACUCUACCCGUCCGGAGGCACCAACCUGUUGGACCUGGAGGAACUCAGCGACGGAGAUUUCCUCACUAAUGUGCCUUUCUCAGGUGAUCAGAUGGACGACUUCAGCAGUGAAUUAUUCAACAGUUUCUUUGACGACCAUCUAUUAGAGCGACCCCUGCUGGCAGACAGACCUUCCCUUUUACACAUGGACAUAGACAGCAGUCCAGAUAUUCAAGCAGAGCACAGCUACUCUUUGAGUGAAGACUCCGCCCCCCAGAGCCCAGCGCUGUCAAUCAAAAUGGACCAAGAGUCUGAGUUUGAAUGGAGCUUCAGUCAGGACCUGUCAGCCAUCUUGGUGAAACAGGAGGAACCUGAUGUGGUCCAAAGGUUAGAUCCUCAGCCUCUGGAAGGCCCGCCCCUCAUAUUAAGCCCAGCCCCCCCACACAGAGGAUCGGCUUGGAAACACACGGAGCACAGUCAAGAUGAUAUGAAGCCAGUGGCUAUAAAAGAUGAACCCAGAGAGAUUGGACAGUAUCUCAGCCUGCCCAGCGACGACGCUCUCCAGCUCCCGCCCACCCCUCCCAGCAGUAACCACGGCGACAGUGACGGCUCCCUGCCUCCCUCCUCCCCACACCUCCCUCUGCCCCCGUCUUCCCCUCAACCACAACAGAGACCAGGAGGUCGCGCCUCUUCCUCCUCCUCAUCCUCUUCCUCCGCCAUCUCCUCUUCACCUCUCCUCACUGCACCACAUAAGUUGCAGGGUUCAGGACCCCUCAUGCUGACAGAAGAAGAGAAGAGGACCCUGGUUGCUGAGGGUUACCCAGUACCCAACAAACUUCCUCUCACCAAGAGUGAAGAGAAGGCACUGAAGAGAGUCAGACGGAAGAUUAAAAAUAAGAUCUCAGCUCAGGAGAGUCGGAGGAAGAAGAAAGAGUAUGUGGAAUGUCUGGAGAAGAAGGUGGAGAACUACACGUCAGAAAACAGCGACCUGUGGAGAAAAGUAGAAAACCUGGAGACUGCCAACAGGUCUCUGCUACAGCAGCUCCAGAAGCUCCAGUCAUUGAUUUCAGGGAAAGUUGUUCCCCGUUCUUGUAAAAUGGCCUCAACUCAAACAGGGACAUGCCUCAUGAUGGUGGCUGUGUGUUUUGUCCUGGUGUUGGGCUCCUUCUCCCCCUGCCUCUCGCCCCUCUCCUUCCUCACUCACACCUCCUCUUUGUCCUCCACCUCUUCCUCCUCCUCUCCUCCCCCUCUUCCGUCAGCGGACCUCUACACCACCAGUCAGGUGCGUUCCCGCAGCCUGCUCUUCUACAAUGAAGGGGCUCCACUGGAGGAGAGUUCAGUGACAGAAGGGGAGAGGCUACAGUCAGAAGCCCACUCCCACAUCCAGACAAGCCGCUACACAGCUGACGCCCACAGCAACCAGACAACUGGGCCCAAGUUAGACCGGAGAGAAACAAAACCAGACGGAGUCUCAGAGUUUUUCUGACGGACCGCAUGACCCCUCCUCCCAUGACUUCUCACCUCUGACCCCUAAAAAAGCCAAAACCUCCGGAGUCCUGAGCUCGGCAGGCUUCAUAUCAACAUCCAACUGGACCAAAACAUACCUGUGUCUACAUUACUCUGUCAGCAAGUCCAUCAUCAUCAUCAUCAUCAUCAUCAUCAUCAUCAUCAUCAUCAUCAUCAUCAUCAUCAUCAUCCCUUUUAGCGAGUGACUUUCUCUGCUUCAAGACUUCACGACUCAUCCUCCACAGCCGGCGUCCUGCUCGUACGUAGCGCUUCACUUCUCUGCUUCAGCAGACUCUGCUACACCUGAAUACUUGAUUUUAAAGGGACCUUAUUAUUGGAGUUUCCAUUUUUAUGCAUUAAAAUACAGAAUAAUUCAUUGAAUACCCAACUAAUCCAUCCAUAUUCAGCUUAAACAACCAUACAUUACAUGAAAAACAUGGUCAUGACACACAUAAAACAGCCACUCUCGCCAUGUAGCAAAGAGAAAACAGUGAUACAUCCUGCACCUUUAUACCCAAAAACAUAAAUAUGGAAACUUGACGGACCUCCACUGUGGGAUUUUGGUGUAUGUCAGCACGAGGUGUUCGUACUCUAGAUCCACUACAUUGGAUCACUGCUUUAAUUUUUAACCAAUCACUUACUUUAUGUUAAUCAAGGGCUGCAACAAACGAUUAUCGUGAUUAUCGAGUCAUCUAUCAGUUAUUCUUUUGACUAAUCAAUUAAUCACUUAGUCCAGAAAAUGUAAAAAAAAUGUGAAAAAGGCCUGUCACAGUCUCCAAGAGGUCAAAGUGACAUCUUUAAAUGUCUUUUUUUUCAGAUUCUCACAUUUGAGAAGCUAAAGACAGAAUUCUUGGCAUUUUUCCUUGGUGAUUAAUUGAUUAUCAGAAUUGUCGCUGAUUCAUUUUCUGUCAUCAGCUAAUCGAGUAAUCAUUUCAGCUCUUUUAGAACAGCACAUUUGAAUGCAACAUGAGUUGCUACAAACACAUCCUGUGUAAAAGUGCCUUUCACUUGCUUCAAUCAAAUAUGACUAACUUGGCCUUACACCUAAUGUCCACACAGACGAUUAUAGAGGCGGAAAUGUAACUCUAACUAGAUUACACACUGUUUAAAUCAGAGCUGGCCCUGGUCUCUUGAGGGUCUGCGUGAGGUUUCACCAAUUUCCCUGGUUGUUGUUUCUUUUAACGCAUCAUGAACUGGAUGAAUGUUCAGAAUCCAAACAUUUUAUUUCACAUGCCUCUCAAUGUAUUUGGGGGCAUCGCAGUAAAAGCUUUGUGGCAAAAUCACCUUGGCUAUGAGCCAGCUUUGGUUAGAACAGCUUAAAAAACCAGUUGUGUAAUGGGUUUUCAGUUAGAGUUACAGUUAAACAUGUAAUGUGUUUUAAUUUUACAUUUUUAAAGUUUUAGUUUUUCAUUUUCAAAUUCUGACCACAACUCUAUAUUAUUUUUGGGCAGGAAACCAUAUUUUCAUAUCCAGGGACCGUUAAAGGGGUUCUGACAGAGGUUGGGAAAGAAUGACAUAAAAGUAUUUUUAUGGAAUUAAAAAAUUGUAUAUGUAAUAUAUUUGCAGCAUCAAAAAAGAGCAUAUUUAAUUUAUGCAACAAAAAAAGAAAGAAUGAAAUGUUUUUAAAGUUAGUUUAUCUUAUUGUCUCAUUUUUCUAAAUAAUGUUUACAAAAAAAACACAAAAAUUCAACUUAUAAUAUAUUCUGAGCAUCAAAAAAGGGCAUAUUUAUUUUAUGCAAAAAAAAAAAAAGGAAUUGUAUGUUGUGUUUUGGCAUUUAGGAUGAUGUGAAGUUUUACAUGAUGGUGUGUAGUUUACAUGGUGUGUCAUGGAUUGUAAAACUUUGACAUGAUCUGUUUGUGUCUUUUAACUGUAAUACAGUCUUUAUGUUUCACUGCUGUCGCAUGAAAACCUCCGUGGAUCUUUUUUAUUCCCUUAUGAUUUAAAAAUCAAUUGAAAAAAAUCCAAUUUUACCCUGAAGCUAAAGUUCUUGACCCAAAAAGCCAAAGAAAUUUAUCACAAACCAACUGCAAACCUGUAAAAGUUAUAAUAUCAGUAAUGUGUAAUAUAAAUAUUUUUCUGCUAUAAAAACAUCUAAUGACCUCGAAGCAGCAGAGGAAACAUCUAAAACAUUAACUAAAUGAGCUCAUGCGACAGCAGUGCAUGUUGUAUUUAUUCCUGUUUGUAGAAAGUGUGUAUAUAUUGAUGAAGCCAAUCAGGGGACUAAAACAUUCCAGGAAGUAAAACACCGCUAGCUUUGUUCUCUCUACAAUUUGAAGGAACACCAGGACAUUAGAAAAAAGUUUUUAUUUCUUCACCACUAUUCUGACAAUGUAAGAAAAAUCAAUGAUACUCCUCAAAAAAAAUGUCAUGGUAUUCCUUCAAAUUAAAAGUUAUGAAAACAGAUGUUUCACUGUCCCAGUCCAAAUCCUUGAGGAAACAAUUACAAACUAUGACCAUAAAACAUCCAGAAAUCCUUUUUGAUCUUCACAACAUUACAGUUCACUAAGAUUUUCUAUUUUUCUUCUCUGUUCAUUUCAUUUUGUGUCCCUCAUGCUAAGCGUACACAAAAACAUCACGUGACUGCAGCCCGUUGCACAACCAUCCUGUCAUUCUCGCCUUUAACAGUCUUAAUGCACCAGUGUACAUAAAUAAUGACAACUUAAUGUGCAGAUGUUGUAAAUAAAGGGCCUUGUUUUUGUAUUGUGACAUAGUCCAAGAUUUUAACCUGUGGAAUUACGUGGGAAAGGGAAAAAAUAGGAGAAAAAACAGUGGAUAUUUGGGGAAGAAGGUGGGGAGGGAUUUUAAAAAAUAGCAGGGAGGGUGACUUUUUCCACUUGUAAAGAAACCUGGAUGACACAGUAGCUUCACACAGUUUGAAUAGUUGUACAACACCAGCAAGUGCUUGAUUAUUCUAACAUCUCCAUGAACAUUUGGAGUCCAGAGAGAAUAAUCCAGCACUUCCCAAUGAGUUCAGUUGUUUGAAAUGUGUUUGGAUAUAAUGUUGUCUUGGUUUGUUGUAUAGUGUCUUGCAUGUUCCUCCAUAUAUAACUAUAUUAUCUUAGUGUAGUCAGUAGAGUAGAAACCAGCAAAAUAUUAAAAAACUGCAUCAGCAA
This is a messenger RNA of Seriola dumerili (greater amberjack), 4922 nucleotides long. It is a transcript of the gene creb3l1, whose product is annotated as cAMP responsive element binding protein 3 like 1. Gene Ontology annotation, biological process: regulation of transcription by RNA polymerase II. Lineage: Eukaryota; Metazoa; Chordata; Actinopteri; Carangiformes; Carangidae. The coding region runs from base 286 to 1788 and encodes 500 amino acids. Gene Ontology annotation, molecular function: cAMP response element binding; DNA-binding transcription factor activity, RNA polymerase II-specific. The record is from RefSeq and is a predicted model, not a curated record. The transcript is spliced from 13 exons.